Messenger RNA from Formica exsecta, 4182 nucleotides. Its product is annotated as cytochrome P450 6k1-like. Lineage: Eukaryota; Metazoa; Arthropoda; Insecta; Hymenoptera; Formicidae. The record is from RefSeq and is a predicted model, not a curated record. Gene Ontology annotation, molecular function: heme binding; iron ion binding; oxidoreductase activity, acting on paired donors, with incorporation or reduction of molecular oxygen. The transcript is spliced from 7 exons. Bases 371 to 1852 code for a protein of 493 amino acids.
AAUGUUAUUCAUAUAACAGGUGUUUAAUUUAUUAUAUAGUGAAAAUAUUUAUUUAUGUAUGUACUUUACAAAGAUGGAACGACGCUCAUGUGCGCAUGAGUGAUGUUUCCUAGUAGCCUUAGGAUAUCGAUUAGAUAUAAAGAUAAAAUGAGAUAACUUUUUAAUAAGUGGGGGUAAGAUAGAAAGUAUAAAAAGGCAUACAAUCACACAUCAAGAACAGUAUAUGGCUAAUACCCUCGUAUGUACAAUUCUACGUGUGUACGAAAGAAAAAAGAAAAGAAAAAAGAGACAGAGAGAGAGAGAGAGAAGAGAUAGAGAAGGAGAAAAAGAGACGGAUAGAGAAAGCGUAAAAUAUUGAUACAAAUACAUCAUGCUGAUCAGUUUUACAUUGAUUGUCAUAAUAAUAUUACUAUUCUGGAUAUACACCAGAUAUAAAUUAAGCUAUUGGAAACAACGCGGCGUUGAAUCUCUCACGACCCAUCCAAUCUUCGGCAAUUUCAAAAAUGCCGUGCUCUUUCGUACUGCACCAGGAUGGCACAUCGGUCAGCUGUAUAAAGCAGCCCGUACAAACGCGCCCUUCAUCGGCUUCUACAUUUUCCACAAACCGUGCCUGUUAUUGCGCGAUCCGGACAUUAUAAAGCAAUUUAUGAUCCGCGAUUUUCAUAAUUUCUGCGAUCGCCAUUUUGCCGGUUCCAAACAAAGGGACAGUAUCGGCAUGAAGAAUCUGUUUGGUCUGAAGAAUCCGAUCUGGAAAUACGUGCGAACCAAGAUCACGCCCACGUUAACCACAACCAAGCUAAAACAGAUGUUCCCGCUGAUGAUGGAGAUCGGAGAUUCAAUGAUGGAUUAUCUCAAACAUUAUCCAGCAGAUCACGACAGCGUGAAACUGGUGGAUGCCCAAGAGCUCAGUUACAAGUAUGCGACCGAUUUGAUCGCCUCGAUUGCACUCGGUACCAAGAUGGACACCUUCCACUAUCCGAAUGUGGAAUUCUCAACUGAAGUUUACGAAUUCUUCCACGGAUUCAGGAGAAUGGUCGCUCUUGUUACGGUGUUCUUCAUGCCUGAACUGAUAGAAUUAAUUGGUACGAGAAUUCUUGCAAACUCCUCAUUUGUAACAAAAGUCUUCUGGAACGCUAUGGAAAAUCGUGAAAAAACCGGGGAGAAACGAGGCGAUUUUAUCGACUCGCUUCUCCAGUUAAAACAUGACAAGCAGAAUCCUGAUUAUAAAUUCGAGGGUGAAAAUUUACUGUACCAGUCCGGUACUUUCUUCUCUGGCUUUGAGUCGAGUUCUACCUGCAUGUCCUUCACUCUAUUGGAACUGGCGAAACAUUCCAAGUAUCAGGAGCUGGCCAGGCAGGAUAUUAACCGGGCAAUUGACAAGCACGGCUGGACAUACGAAGCGUUCCAGGAUAUGAAGUAUCUCGAUCAGACAAUAGCCGAGAGUCUAAGACUACAUCCGCCCGUGUCCACAAUCGACAGAUACACUCGUAAAGAUUACAAGAUUCCUAACACCGAUAUCGUUAUCGAGAAAGGUACGCCGAUAUACAUCUCUUUAUACGGACUUGGGGCAGAUCCCAGGUUCUGGGAUGAACCCGAAGUAUACAAUCCCGAUAGAUUCAUCGAAAAUAAUCAUAUCACUGACGCCUACAUGCCGUUCGGAAUUGGUCCCAGGAUGUGCAUAGGAAUGAAAGUAGGCCAGUUGCACGCUAAAGUUGUUUUGGCGUUGCUUCUGCGCGAUUACGAGAUGUGGCAAACCAAAGAAAACGAGAGUUUUCUGGAUCCACGAUCAACUUUCACGGCUGCUGGAAACGGAAUCAAUUUACAUUUUAGAAAGAUCAUAACGCGUGCAUAAAGUUAAAUAAUCUCUCCAAAAAAGAGAGAUUUAUAUAUGUAAGAUAAUUUUAAAUAUAAUUAUAUAUAUAUAUUGCAUGAUUAUCUAAUAUAUUUUAUUUAUAAUAAUAUUUUAUUUUAAAAAUAUUAAUUUUAAAAAAUUAAGUUAAAUACGGUAAAUAAAUACAAUUAUUAAAUCAAUCAUAUAAUUUUGUGAUUACAAAAAUGAGUUUUGGUACCACACUAAAAGGCUGCGGGAAAACGCUAUUAUUGAAACAUUGCAUAAAUAACUAAUCAGGAUAAAGAAAUCUUUAAUUCUUUUUAUCCUGAUUGGUCUCAAACACUUCGAAGCAUCUCUAUAUUAGCGUCUUCCCGACCGCAUAAAAAUGAAGGUAGGAAGCAGCGUGAACCCAUCGCCCAUGGCGCCGCGCCGGCCGAGACAACGGACGAGAUCCCGGGAUUAUCGGGUCUGGGUCCAAGUCGCGGCUCAUCGGCUCGGCAGUGAGCAGGGAUAACGCACACAAGCGUGAACCGCGUACAUGUGAUGCGCAGAGCGCUACGCGCAUUACUUGUGUAAAGUGUGCGUUCCACAGUUAUCCGAUAGUUCAGACACACUUUUUAAUGUAAGUACAACAAUUAUUUCUUUAUUUUUUUCAAAUCUACUUAUAUUUAUAUACACACACAAUAAGUAUAGCAAUUAAUGAUACAGUCAAAUUUUUAAUCCUAAUUUGAUAAAUUCUUUGAUAUGUAUGGCAAAAUCAUUUGUAAAAAUGAGUAACGUUAUUAGCUUUUAUUAAGUUAAAUUACAUUUUAUUUAAUAUAAAUAUAGCAUAUUCGAGUUUGACAUAGUAUUUUUUGUACGAUAUAUUGAUUGUAAAUUUUUAAUAUUUAUUCCAUGAUAUUGAUUGUUUAGAGUCACAUAUUUAGAAGAAAUGUCGAAAGACAUAUGUUUUUUGACAAAGCGGAGAAAAAAUCAACUAAUGCGUUCAAGAAUAAAUUAUUACAAGAAUUCUAUAAAAUGUGUGUGUGAUAGCGUAAAUCAAUCUACAUUAAUUUCAUGUCCAAAGGAGAAAUCAAAUAAUGAAAAAUCAACUCAUGUAUUUUCGGAAUAUGUUUUCCUCGAAUCUCCACCGAAUACAGAAGAGAAUUAUUGUUAUCGAGAAAAUCCAUUGCUUAAUGCUGAACAGCAUACUAUUUCUUCAAAUUCAAGUUUUUCAGAAAAUGAAAAUGACUUUAAUUAUGAUGAUAAAAAUAGUACUUCACAAAAUUUAAGUAGUAAAUUACGAUCGUGGAUUAUUGAAGAACAAAUACCUCAUAAAUCUGGUAAUGCCUUAUUAAAAAUACUUCGUGAUUAUGGUCAUAAUUCGCUACCUAAGGACAUUCGAACGUUAAUGCAGACACAGAGGAAAGCUUCGCAACAGAUUGAAAAAAUGGAUAAUAGUUCUUAUGUACAUUUCAGACUUUUUAACGGCUUGCAACGUUCAAUGGAAAGAUAUUUUAAAGAAUGUCCAGAUUAUAUUAAAUUAUUAAUUAAUUGUGAUGGAAUGUCGUUAUCAAAAAGUUCUGGUAGCCAGUUCUGGCCUAUUUUAGUAUCAAUAUAUGUAUACGGAUAUUCGUACAGAACCUUUUCCCGUUGGUGUAUAUCAUGGCUUGUCGAAGCCAAAAAAUGCAAAUACUUAUUUAAGUUAUUUCAUAAAUGAGAUGAUAGAGAUUCAUAGAAAUGGCGUUUUGUAUAAUGGUAAGAUAUGUAAAGUAUCGAUUGCAGGCAUUGUUUGUGAUGCUCCUGCAAGAGCUUUUAUAACAUAUACAAAAAGCCAUUUUAGUUAUUUUAGUUGUCAUAAAUGCACUCAAGAAGAAGAAUACGUCAAUUCUGUCAUUUUUCCGGAAUUAAAAUUUACAUUGAGGACUAAUGAAUCAUUUCGUACCAAAGAACAAGAAGAACAUCAUACAGGUGUAUCUUUUUUAGAAAAAUUAGGAAUUGAUAUGGUCAAUCAAAUUGCAUUAGAUUAUAUGCACCUUGUUUGUUUAGGAAUAAUGAAACGACUUCUCUUAUUCUGGAUAAAAGGUUCAAAGAAUAUUCGUUUAAAUACGGAACACCAAAAAUAUAUAUGUAAUACAUUAUCAGUAGUAAGAUCUUCAAUUCCAUCAGAAUUUGCACGAUUACCACGAAGUUUAAGUGAACUAGACAGAUGGAAAGCAACUGAAUUUCGUUUAUUUUUAUUAUAUAUAGGACCUGUUAUUUUAAAAUCAACAAUGUCUAACGAAUAUUAUACUCAUUUUCUUACGCUUAGUAUUGCUAUAAGGAUUUUGUGUGAUUCUCAGUUAUGUAUAAAAAUGAAUAAUUAUGCGCAU